Messenger RNA from Talpa occidentalis (Iberian mole), 3632 nucleotides. Its product is annotated as 40S ribosomal protein S4, X isoform-like. The coding region runs from base 231 to 1022 and encodes 263 amino acids. The transcript is spliced from 2 exons. Gene Ontology annotation, cellular component: ribosome; cytosolic small ribosomal subunit. Gene Ontology annotation, biological process: translation. Gene Ontology annotation, molecular function: RNA binding; structural constituent of ribosome. The record is from RefSeq and is a predicted model, not a curated record. NCBI's taxonomy places the organism in Eukaryota, Metazoa, Chordata, Mammalia, Eulipotyphla, Talpidae.
GGCUCUUAAAGGGGCCGCGCGUUGCUGGAGGCCGGUUCCCCGGUUCGCGGGCCGCUGGAGUCGACUGGGAAAGCUUUGCUUCCUCUUCGCUAACCGGAAGAGAGAAGCCGCCCGCCUUCGCCUCGCUCGCGACCUAACGCCUCAGCGUGUCUCCCGUGUGGUAGCGCUCCGGCAGCUCGCGGCGCCUCGAUAGACGCGUUACAAACAGUCUCCGUCAGUACUGCCCAGCCAUGGCUCGUGGUCCCAAGAAGCAUCUGAAGCGAGUUGCAGCUCCAAAGCAUUGGAUGCUGGAUAAGCUGACCGGGGUAUUUGCUCCUCGACCAUCCACUGGUCCCCACAAGCUGAGAGAAUGUCUCCCUCUCAUCAUUUUCCUGAGGAACAGGCUCAAGUAUGCUCUAACAGGAGAUGAGGUGAAGAAGAUAUGCAUGCAGCGGUUCAUUAAGAUUGAUGGUAAGGUCCGCACUGAUAUAACCUACCCUGCUGGCUUUAUGGAUGUCAUCAGCAUUGACAAGACUGGAGAGAAUUUCCGACUAAUCUAUGAUACCAAGGGUCGCUUUGCUGUUCAUCGCAUUACACCCGAGGAAGCCAAGUACAAGUUGUGUAAAGUGAGAAAGAUAAUCGUGGGCACCAAAGGAAUUCCUCAUCUGGUCACCCAUGAUGCGCGUACCAUCCGCUAUCCUGAUCCGCUCAUCAAGGUGAAUGACACCAUUCAGAUUGAUUUGGAAACUGGCAAGAUUACAGAUUUCAUCAAGUUCGACACUGGUAACCUGUGCAUGGUAACCGGAGGUGCUAACCUGGGAAGAAUUGGCGUGAUCACCAAUAGAGAGAGACACCCUGGUUCUUUUGAUGUAGUCCAUGUGAAAGAUGCUAAUGGUAACAGCUUUGCAACCCGUCUUUCCAACAUUUUUGUUAUUGGCAAAGGCAACAAGCCAUGGAUUUCUCUUCCCCGAGGAAAAGGUAUCCGCCUCACCAUUGCUGAAGAGAGAGAUAAGAGAUUGGCAGCCAAGCAGAGCAGUGGGUGAGAUGCUUUCUAGGUGGCAUAGUUGGAUAGAAGGGUCUUGAUGCUUAAAUAAAGAUAAUACAACAUGAUUUUUAAAAAAAAAAAUUAAAUUUGACUCAUCCCUUAAAUAAGACCUUUGCUCUAUGCCAUGCAUACUUCAUCUUGAUGUGAAAAGGGGCUCCAAAACUGACUAUAGUCGUUCUGUUCUCAAUUUAAAAAUGGCUUCUUAGUUUCACUGUCACUAUUCCUUUUAUCAGAUUCAAAACAAAAAUCAUCUUUGCUUUUCUGUUUCCUUGUUUUUUAAUCCUUUAAUCAGUAAACAGCUGAUAUCUUUAAGUGUUCAUUUUUUUCAGGGUGAAAAAUCACUUCCUUGCUAUGGUGACCUCCUCUUUUUUGAUUCUACACCUUUUUACAAAACAUUGCCAAUCCACUUUUCAAACUACUUCCAUAUUAAUCUUUCAUUAAGAAAACAAACAUUUAAAAUGUUAAUUCAAAUUCCUUUCAUAUCAAAGGAAUUGAAAAUUUAUGUCUACAUAAAAAAACCACAUACAGGUUUUUAGCCGAAUUGCCAGUUCUUGGAAGCAACGAAGAUAUCCUUCGGUAGGAGAAUUGAUAAAUAAACCCAUAAAUCCAGGCAGUGGAAUAUUAUUCAGCACUAAAAGAAAUGCGCUAUCAAGCCGUGAAAGAACAUGAAGGAACCCUAAAUGCUUAUUACUCAGUAAAAGAAGUCAGUGUGAAAAGGCCACACCCUGUAUGUUUUCAACUGUGACUCAACUGUGACAUUCUGGAAAAAGCAAAACUAUGAAGACUAAAUAGCUCAUUGGUUACUAGGAGUUGGGGUGAAGGGUGGGUAUGAACAGCAUGGGAUUUUUUGGACAGUAGAAGUACCCUGAUACUAAAGGGAUGCGUGUUAUUACACCUUUGUGCAAACCCUAUACAAGAGUUAUGCCAGCUUUGAGCUUUGGGUGAUUAUGAUAUGUUAGUGUACUUUUGUCAACUGUAACAGACUACUCUUGUGGAGGAAUGUUAAUAAAAGAGGAGACUGCAUGUGUGGGGUCAGGGUUAUAGGGGAAGCCUACCUUCCUUUAAAUUUUGCUGAUACUUUCAAAGUGCUGUAAAAAGUUGUAAAGAAUAAAAACUCGUAUUAGAUGUUAAAAAAUAAUAAAAAUUUUAUUUAAAAAUGUUAAAAAGUUGUUUAAUUUUUUAGAGAUGAAGGAAAAAUUCAUUACCUGAGGUUCUGUAAUAUUUUCAGGUCCUCCCCCAUCUACCCUGGCUUCACUUUGUUUCCACUAUUGACUGACUCCUGCUGUCAUAGUAUGCCAUGCUCAUUCCUAUUUAUGUGCUGCUUCAUUUUUUUGAGUACUUUCUUGUGUGCCCAGAUGUUUGUAAUACCUAGAUGCCUCCACUUGAUUUUCAAAACUACCUUAUAAAGGUAAGCAUUGUUAACAUAAUUUCACUAAUGAGAAUUAGAAGGGUUAGGUAACCUGUAAAAGUCACAAAUUUAGGAAAUGGUGGAAUCAAGGUUCAAGCUCAGCUCUUUGAUGUCAAAUAUGUAUUAAAAAUUUUGUCCAACAUUUUAUGAAUAAGUUUUUAGCAUUCUCAGGUGAAUUCUCAGAGUUAAGUGUCUUAAAAUAUAUAUUGAAUAAUUAAAAAAUUACUGCUUGAGUCAAAAGUAUGCUAACAUGAAAUUAACAAUACAAAAUGUGGAUAAAAUUAAAUGUGAUGGAGAUAAAUAUUUGAUGGAGUGGUUAGAGAGGCAGCCCAAAGAAGUAAACACUUGGGUAUAGCGUUAGAGGAAGGGUAGGGUUUGCAGAACAUUCCAGACAUGGGAAAGGGGUUAGUAACCAACAGAAAAGCCUUGGUGUGAUUCUAAGGACACAGAGCAGACCUGUUAGGCCAGAAUAAGUUCCUGGAGAAGUGAAAUGGGAGCUAAAGUUGAAGAGCUAGCAAGAAGGAGACUAGAGGGUCUUGGAAAGGAAGUUUGCUUUGUUUAGUGGUCAAUUCAGUCAUUUUUUGGAAAAGGGGGAAUAUGUUCAUAACCAUCAGUAAGUGUUAGAAGAAACCCAAUGUUUACAAGGUAAUGCUUUGAGAUGAUGGUCCCUGACGGGGGAAGUAUUUCCUUCUCCAUUUUUCCUAAACCCCAAACACCUAUUAACAUCUGUUUAAGUCCUAAUGUGAUUUCACUGGGCAGAGGGAGUAUUUUCUGAGGCUGUGGUUCAUUCUAUUUGGUAACAAUGUUUAUUUCCCUCAAUAAUUUCUUUGUUCCCAAAAAGCAGGGGCUAUGCUGAUAAUUGUCUUUUUACCAAGCCCAACAAGUGACACUUCCUUUAAAAGAAGCAAGUGCCAAAGUACAUGAUCUUACAACAAAUGUCUUCAUUACAUAAGCAGUUGUUUUGUAUCUAGGACAUCUUUUGAGGACAAGUAUUCCAUUUUACAAAGACAGUCACAGUGCUAAAUGAAUAUUGCAUCUGUUCAAUGAAAAAGAUACCUGAAGAUUGAUUAUUGUUAAUACAUGCACAGAAUUAGUAAACAUCUAAUAUCAAAAUAAAGUGUGAAAUGCCAUUGAGUUGUACACCCAUUUUUCUCAAAGUUAACGACAUCAAGAUGAGAAAUGGUAAAACGUAUAUUGAAG